Molecule: messenger RNA, 1480 nt
Organism: Phytophthora nicotianae INRA-310
Lineage: Eukaryota; Oomycota; Peronosporomycetes; Peronosporales; Peronosporaceae
Exons: 2
Coding region: 62-1480 (472 amino acids)
Molecular function (GO): protein binding
Source: RefSeq, a predicted model, not a curated record
CUACACGCUCCAUCUGCCGCCGUAGUCCACCGCGUGAUCCACUUACAUACUUGUCUGCUAAAUGACCGAGGCAAUUAUCGCCACCGACACCAGUCGACGUCCUCAUUCCGGCGGCCACGGAGCUGCGCGUGAACCGGUUGAGCCCGUCGUCACGUCCUCUCGACGAAUUCGUCGCUCUCCGCUCGUUGUAGACGACAACUCCAGCGUCACGUCACACUCGUCAUACCACAUCGCACAGUCGCCAACCGAUCGACCAAUAUGGCUGGAAAUGAAGCGGAGACACCAGGCCAACAUGGAAGAAUUACACGGCAAACUCGCAGAUGUACCAAAACACUGGCUUUUCAUCCGGUUUCUCAACAAUUCCUUCUUCGCGCGUCGACUUAUGCGGUCCGGUAUGCUGCUAUCCGCCGGUUUAGCGGUUGGUGUCAUCUUCCACACUGCGUUCGUCGAUACGUGGCUAAACGAUAACAAGGACUCGGACGAAUACGACGACUGUAACUCGCUAGCGGCGUUCUCCUACCUCAUCUACCAGACGCUCCCGGCCGCCAUUAUCCUAUCGCUACCAGGGUCGGGUAUUCGAGCGUUUGAACCCUUUAAACGGAGCGCUUUAAACUCUCGAAAGCCCCUAAAUAAGAGUGAUGGUAGUGACAAUGACGAAACGUUAGAGGAAGAGCCUGAGUCUGUUAGUGUGGCCACUAUCCGACGCUGCUUCGUCUUCCAGCUAUGCGAGGUGUUGGCGGUGUUUAUGCUGUUCUUCGAUAUCGGACUGGUGCUGUAUUUCCUCUACGUAUUGUUUAUCGGCGCGCUUAACUCGUGCGGAAGUGUAGCCACCCAGAUAUUCACGAUAGGCGCUGCGUUCUGCUACUUUGGAUUAUUUACCGUAUUGUAUUAUUUCGCACGGUAUCGUGAGCAUAUCAAGAUGCAGUUAGGAGCGUUUGCAGAGAACGAUCAGACUGGAGACUUAAGGAAAUACGUGGAUUUACGGGCGGAUAAAAAGCUGGACUCGACCAAGAAGAUGUUGGAUGUUAUCCGUACGCGACUGUACCACGCCACAAGACGAGGAGAUGUGCAUGAAAUGCGAGAGAUUCUCGAGUACGCCAAGGAAAGAGGAUUGAUGAAAAGUGAGGUUGGAUUCCCUCGCAAAUUUUAUACGACUCCGAAAAUCCGAUGGAAGUUCUUUUCACGAUCGACCGAAAAUCCAGUGCAUAUUGCAGCAGGACUCGGGAAUAUCCGUGGGUUGGAGCUGUUGGAGGAGUACGGAUUCGACUUGACAGCGCUGGAUAAAGUACAACGCGUCGUUAUAUCCACUGGAGGAUUAUUCUGGCAUUUUAUCCAACUUAUAGUCAAGAGACCGGAGGGUAGCGACGCCGAAUCGGCCGACUCGAUCUUCCAUACAAGUCUCUUGACACCGCUACAUUGUGCAGUGGCAACGGGACAAUUGACUACAGUUCGCUGGUUAUUGGAACGAAGGGAUUCAUGA